AAAAAAAAAAAAAAAAAAAAAACCUAUAAACACACACACACACACACACAUACAAAUAACAUGACCCGAGGCGUUGCCCGAAAGAAGUUAGUAGUGGUAGGAGAUGGUGGAUGUGGUAAAACCAGUCUAUUGGUGGUGUACCAGAAAAAGGCGUUUCCUCAAAGAUAUGUGCCAACGGUGUUUGAGAAUUAUAUUGCCAACGUAACAUUGGAUACAGGAAAGAUUGUGGAAUUAGCGUUAUGGGAUACAGCCGGACAAGAAGAUUACGAUCGAUUACGACCCUUAUCCUAUCCAGAAACAGACGUCGUUCUCAUUUGCUUUGCUAUCAAUCUUCGUACUUCAUUUACAAACGUUCAAGAUAGAUGGUUACCAGAAGUCACUCAUUUUUGUGAAAAUGUACCUAAAUUAUUAGUCGGCACCAAACUCGACUUUAGACAGAAUCAGGAUGAAAUUAGAAGACUUGGACUAGUAGGACAGAGAUUAAUUACCGAGGAAGAGGGAGAACAAUUGGCAAAGGAAAUAGGCGCUAAAUAUUAUGAAUGUAGUGCUAUGCAGAACAUUCAUGUGGAUGAUGUGAUCGAAGCUGCUACAAAAGCUGCUGUCACGGGUAACAUGAGACGUCUUCACAAAAGACUUUGUACAAUCCUUUAAGAUAUCUAUCUCACUUUAUUAUUAUUAUUAUUAUUCCCUUCUCCUCAACACUCCCCCUCUCCAACAAAAAAAAAAAAAAAAAAAAAAA
Molecule: messenger RNA, 739 nt
Organism: Mucor mucedo
Lineage: Eukaryota; Fungi; Mucoromycota; Mucoromycetes; Mucorales; Mucoraceae
Product: protein rho1
Exons: 5
Coding region: 61-651 (196 amino acids)
Biological process (GO): small GTPase-mediated signal transduction
Molecular function (GO): GTP binding; GTPase activity
Source: RefSeq, a predicted model, not a curated record